UUACUUCAAAUAAUUAGAAUUUAUCUAAGGUUAUAUAAAUAAAUAUUGUUUUUUUAUUUUCUGUGACGAAUUUCAAAUCAAAUUAUGAAAUAAAGUACUGAAUAAAUAUUAAUAAAUAAAUAAUGGCAUUUUUGAAAGGUUGGCGAUAUGCCGCCUUCAUUGGUGGAUUUGUUGGUUUCAUAGGACUCACACUUUAUCCUAUAAUUAUAAGUCCUAUGUUAGAUGCUUCACAAUAUAAAGAAAUUCAAAAAGAAACAAGGAAAAAUAUAAAUAGGGAACAAGUUCAGCCUGGAAAUAUGAAAGUUUGGACAGAUCCAUUUGACAGAAAAAAACCUGAAACAUAAGAGUAAUUAUGAAUUCGUCGUCGUCUCCCACCUGGAAAAUAAAAAAUAUUCGUAAUUACCUACUAUAUAAGCUUGAGAUGAGUUUAGUGAAACAGGAGACUGGAGAAGUAUGUGAGGACUUUUGGUACAUGAUGUCUAACCAUAUCUUUAAUAAACGAAUUGACUAAAUUACUUCUAUAUCAGUUCUUUGCUUUUAUAUUGACGUACUUAAUUAAGUGAAUG
This is a messenger RNA of Achroia grisella, 566 nucleotides long. Its product is annotated as small integral membrane protein 20. The coding region runs from base 123 to 344 and encodes 73 amino acids. NCBI's taxonomy places the organism in Eukaryota, Metazoa, Arthropoda, Insecta, Lepidoptera, Pyralidae. Gene Ontology annotation, biological process: mitochondrial respiratory chain complex IV assembly. The record is from RefSeq and is a predicted model, not a curated record. Gene Ontology annotation, cellular component: mitochondrial inner membrane. The transcript has 4 exons.